AAAGCACACAACGUUUUUCGUCAGUCCAGUUUGGAUUGUUUUGAUUUUAUAAAUCUCUCCGUGCGGAGUGCUCGGAAAUAAAAAUGGACGCCCCCGCGCCACUCCCCCUGAGGAAAAUGGAGUUAUCGGAUUGCGAACCUACCUUUAUCAAGAUUGGGGGGUUCACCAAGGAUUUACUCAAACAAGAGGAUGAAGAGUUGAGUGAAAAGGUGGAAAUUAAAGAGGAACUUUCUGUAAAAAAGGAGGAAAUAAUUCCAACCGAGCAGAUUAAACAAGAGUCCCCCCCACAGAUAAGCAUUCCCAUGGAGCCCCCUUUACCCCUCCCCAGCGACCUGCCCCCACCCCCACCGCAAGAUUUUAAUUCCUCCACCACCCCCAAAAUAAUGAUCUUCCGCCCGACCCUCGCGGAAUUCAGUGACUUCUCCAACUACAUAAAAUACAUGGAAUCCUGCGGUGCGCACAAAGCAGGGAUCGCAAAGGUCGUCCCCCCAAAAGAAUACGUCCCCAGGUUCGACGGGUAUGGGAACAUUGAUAACCUGCUUAUCCCCGCUCCGAUCUCUCAAGUCGUCACGGGGAAGCAGGGUUUGUAUCAACAGAUCAAUAUUCAGAAGAAACCCAUGACCGUGGGGGAGUUCAGGGAGUUUACGGAACAGGAGGGCAACUGCACCCCCCCACACUUCGACUUUGAAGACCUGGAACGUCGCUACUGGAAAAACAUAAUGUACAAGAACCCGAUUUACGGCGCGGACGUCAAUGGUUCGAUAACCGACAAAACCUGCAAGAUCUGGAACGUCAAUAAAUUAGGGUCGAUCCUGGACUACGUUGAAGAAGAUUAUGGCGUCGAGAUCUGUGGGGUGAACACGGCUUAUCUUUACUUUGGAGCGUGGAAGACGACUUUUUGUUGGCACACGGAGGACAUGGAGUUGUACUCGAUCAAUUAUUUGCACUUUGGGGCUCCGAAGACGUGGUACGCCAUCCCCCCUGAGCACGGUCGGCGGUUCGAAAGACUCGCCCAGAACUUCUUCCCCGAUCGGAUGAAGGAAUGUCCUGCGUUUCUUCGACACAAAAUGACCCUGAUCUCACCCCAGAUUUUGAAGUCGUAUUACAUCCCCACUGAUAAGAUAACCCAAGAAUCCGGAGAGUUCAUGAUAACCUUCCCGUUCGGCUACCACUGCGGCUUCAACCACGGUUACAACUGCGCCGAAUCCACGAAUUUCGCCACCCCCCGGUGGGUAGAGUACGGAAAACGUGCUUCAAACUGUAUCUGCCGCACGGACAUGGUUCGGAUCGACAUGGAAACUUUUGUGAAGAGGUUUCAACCGGAGAGGUACGAUUUGUGGAUGCAGGGGAAGGAUUGGGGGGCUCAUCCGGAGGAUCUGGGGGGGAGGAAGUGGGCUUGUGGGAAGUGCGUGGGGAAUAAUGGGGGUGGGGGGACGGGGGGGAGUAAGGGGAAGAAGAAGAAGGUGGAGGGGGGAGGGGAGUGUAGUUCUGGGGGGAGUUUAGGGGGACCGGGACAGAGGUUGAGGCAGGUGGUGAGUCAAGUUGGAGGGGAUGAACAAGAUGAGAGUGACGAUGGGGGGGAGGAGGAGGAUGGGUUUUAUGACGAUGAUGAUGAGGGGGGAGUUAUCAGUGGGGGGGAGGAACCAGCGAAGGGAACGUCCCCCCAGAAACGUCCCCACCACGACGACUUCAACGAUUCCUCCAGCUCAUCCUCAGACCCCGAUUUCAACCCCUACGCCGACGAAGAAGAGGACGGAAUCGUUCGAAAAAAGCGCAAGAUAUCGCGGAAUAAUAAACAGAGGAAGAGUUUCACUUGCAAUUUCGACAACGUUCCUUUGUUACCCGGGCAGAAGAAGAUGAAUGCUCCGAUUGAUAAGGUUGUUCAGGGGUUCGAGAGGAUCAUCGAGGGGAAGGGAACGGAGGGUGGAGGGGGAGUGGGGGGGAUUUUACUAACACCGCCGAGGUUCGAGUAUUGCCCCAGUUAUUUUGGCCACCCCCAAGUGACGACGACCCCCCCAACCACAGAAUCAUCCCCAGAAAAGAUCUCAUCCCCAUCACAAAAGCGCAACUCCUCCCAUUUAACCUCUGCAACACCCCCGAAGAAGAAGAGGAUCAAACCGGCGGUGACGUCACAACUACCGAUUAACAUCCUCCCGCACCCCACCACCUGCACACAACCCACCGUACAACCCCUGACCCUCCGCCCCACCUCCAUCGAGGACAUCGCCACCGCCAUCAUCCUCGCCAAUAUGAACAAGCGAAAUUAAUUAUUUACCCACCAUCUCGUAAAUAUCGUUAAAUAAAUCAAACAUAAUUAUUAUUCAA
Messenger RNA from Folsomia candida, 2325 nucleotides. RefSeq lists its product as uncharacterized. Gene Ontology annotation, cellular component: nucleus. The coding region runs from base 84 to 2267 and encodes 727 amino acids. The record is from RefSeq and is a predicted model, not a curated record. The transcript has 6 exons. Gene Ontology annotation, molecular function: histone H3K36 demethylase activity; histone H3K9 demethylase activity. Gene Ontology annotation, biological process: chromatin remodeling. Lineage: Eukaryota; Metazoa; Arthropoda; Collembola; Entomobryomorpha; Isotomidae.